Molecule: messenger RNA, 1610 nt
Organism: Nicotiana attenuata
Lineage: Eukaryota; Viridiplantae; Streptophyta; Magnoliopsida; Solanales; Solanaceae
Product: transcription repressor MYB5-like
Exons: 2
Coding region: 425-1357 (310 amino acids)
Source: RefSeq, a predicted model, not a curated record
AGUCGAGCUUAUAGUAGCUGUUCUGACACCAGAUAGUUAAAUAAAAAAAUUGUAAACAUGACUUGUUCCAAUUAAAAGUUCACUAAAGGGCAGCCCUGCACUAAGCUCCCGCUAUGCGCAGGGUCCAAGGGAAGGGGCGGACCACAAGGGUCUAUAGUAUGUAUUCUUACCCUGCAUUUCUGCAAGAGAUUGUUUUCACGGCUUGAACACGUGAUCUCCUGGCCAUAUGGCAACAACUUUACCAGUUACGCCAAGACUCCCCUUCCCAAUUAAAAGUUCACGAUAAAUAUAAAAAUAAAAUCUCCAAAAUCAAUUUGGGAAAACGUGUGGUAAGUGCAAAGAAAAAGCGCGUAACUACGUACAACACAAACUCCCUCCCAAAUUUAGUAGUAAGACAUUAUCACUCUCACUUACCCAACGUAACAUGCAACCAAAUGUUAAGAAUUCAUCUCCAUUUCUUUCUCACCUUAGCAAACUAAAAACAGAAAACUUCACAAAGCGAAACCAAAGAAAGAUGAGAACACCAACAUCAUCAAAAACAAAAGUAACACCAUGUUGUAGCAAAGUAGGGUUAAAGAGAGGGCCAUGGACACCACAAGAAGACGAGAUAUUAACAAAUUAUAUAAAUAAAGAAGGCGAAGGACGGUGGCGUACACUGCCAAAAAAGGCGGGGCUCCUCCGUUGUGGGAAGAGCUGCCGCCUCCGGUGGAUGAAUUACCUCCGUCCUUCUGUCAAACGCGGCCAUAUUUCGCCUGAUGAAGAAGAUCUCAUCCUUCGCCUCCAUCGCCUCCUUGGCAACAGGUGGUCCUUGAUAGCUGGGAGAAUUCCAGGAAGAACAGAUAAUGAGAUAAAGAAUUAUUGGAACACUCACCUUAGCAAGAAGUUAAUCAGCCAAGGAAUAGAUCCAAGAACUCAUAAGCCAUUAAUAAACCAUAAUUGCUCAAGUGAUGAUCAAAUUACCAACAAAGCUUCUUCUUCUUCACCUUCUUCAUCUUCAAAAUUAGCAAAUGAUUUCAACACAAUUCCAAACCCUAUUUACAUUCCUUUCCAAAUGGAAGAACCAUUAAGAAGCAUCAAUAUUAAUCAUCCUGGAGAAAUUACGAGUCUUGAUGAUUAUCAAUAUCAAAGUAACGCGAUACUUGUCAAUUAUGAUGAUGAUCUGAAUAUUGUGGUUGAAGAAGAUGAUGAAAUGAAUUGUUGCACGGACGAUGUCUUCUCCUCGUUCUUGAAUUCUUUGAUCAAUGAAGACAUGUUCAAUAGCCAAAACCAACAAAUUACCAAUGGCAUGUUUCCAGAUUUUGAUCCUUUGAUUAAUCCUACACAGGAUAAUCAAAAUAAUCACCAAGAGAGUGGAUGAAUGGAGAUGUUUAUGUGCCUUCUCUAAUUACCUUCACAUGGUUAUAUAAGAAAUAGAAGAAGAAUUUGGAUUCUUAUUGAUUGUAAGCAAACCAUUCUUUCUCUUGAUGAUGUUCUAGCUUGUUUUUAUUGUUUUGAUAUGUAACUUAUAAAUAUGAAUUUUAACCAUUAUCUUGUAAUGGAAUAUGUAUGUGAGGUUUGUACAUAUCGUAAUGCCAUAAGUAUAUGUUUGAGUUUAUUUAUUUUUCUAAAGU